CAGGAGUGAUCACUCCCUAAAUCCAGGAAAGGAAGGGGAGGAGUCUGAGCCGUGUCACACCCCUUUCCCAGUAAACUUCUUUCUCUCCAAGUUUGGGGGCCGGAGUUCCAAGGUCCAGGAGUAGCAGCCGUACACCCUGAGCUUUCCCCAUGGUUUCGGUGACCAGAUCCGUGUUUGGAGAGCUGCCCUCGGGGGCAGGGACGGUGGAGAAGUUCCGGCUGCAGUCAGACCUGCUGAGCGUGGACAUCCUCUCCUGGGGUUGCAUCAUCUCGGCCCUGGAGGUCAAAGACAGGCAGGGCCGAGCCUCGGAUGUGGUUCUCGGCUUUGCCGAGUUGGCAGGGUACCUCCAAAAGCAGCCCUACUUCGGAGCAGUGGUUGGCAGGGUGGCCAACCGAAUUGCCAAAGGAACGUUCACAGUCGACGGGCGGGAAUAUAAGCUGCCCAUUAACAACGGGCCCAACAGCCUGCACGGGGGAGUCAGAGGGUUUGAUAAGGUCCUCUGGACCCCUCAGGUGCUGUCAAAUGGCGUCCAGUUCUCCCGGGUCAGUCCAGAUGGCGAGGAAGGUUACCCUGGGGAGUUAAAAGUCUGGGUAACAUACACGCUGGACGGUGGGGAGCUCGUGGUCAACUAUCGAGCACAGGCCAGUCAGACCACACCAGUCAAUCUGACCAACCAUUCUUAUUUCAACCUGGCAGGCCAGGGUACCCCAAACAUAUAUGACCAUGAAGUCACUAUAGAAGCUGAUGCCUUUUUGCCUGUGGAUGAAACCCUGAUUCCUACAGGAGAAGUUGCUCCGGUGCAAGGAACUGCAUUUGACCUGAGGAAGCCCGUGGAGCUUGGGAGACACCUGCAGGAGUUCCACAUUGAUGGCUUUGAUCACAAUUUCUGUCUGAAGGGAUCUAAGGAAAAGCACUUUUGUGCGCGGGUCCUUCACGCCGGAAGCGGGCGGGUCCUGGAGGUGUACACCACGCAGCCCGGGGUCCAGUUUUACACGGCCAACUUCCUGGACGGCUCGCUGAAGGGCAAGAGCGGAGCCGUCUAUCCCAAGCACUCUGGUUUCUGCCUCGAGACCCAGAACUGGCCUGAUGCGGUCAAUCAGCCCCACUUUCCUCCCGUGCUGCUGAGGCCUGGUGAGGAGUAUGACCACACCACUUGGUUCAAGUUUUCUGUGGCUUAAGGUGUGAAAAUAUGAUCUGCUCCAGGGCCAGGCUGGGAGCGCCUUCUGCAGCCUGUCUCCUAUUCAGAGAUGAGAUGAAGAUUUAGAGGCUUUAAAGUGAUCCUGUGAAUUAAAAUCAUACAAAUGUAGCUGUCAUGAUAACCAGUCUACUGAUCUCCUUUCCAAUGACUGGCUCCAGGUCAGGUCUAAUGACCAGCCCUAUUCUGUGUAGCUAAGAGGACCCAGACACCAAUCAUUAUCCAAGCCCUAACCCUAGCCCAGAAAUAGUGCCUCGACCCCCAUGCUCUGUUGGCUCCAUCUCCACACCUCUCCUUUCAUUGAGCCUACUCUCUCACUCACCUUUUUUCCCUUCUCUACCUCCUUGCCCUUGAGCAUCUCUUUGGAAUUUUCAAAGGUCACAUUAGUUCACUCAACUUGCUGGCAGAUAGACCUCUCUGCCUAGAUAAGGCAGUAGAUGAGUGAGAAGUGAGGGGGCUGACGCUUAAAGAAGGUAAGUGACCCCCUAAAGGUACAUAGCUGGGAGCAAUUUUAGCCAGGACUUGGUCAGGUCAUGUGAAUUCAAGUCGCCUUCUCUGCUCCCCUUGUCUGCUGAGCAUUCCUGGGGUCACUCAUGGGCAAAGCAGGGGCUGAGCUUUAUCUGUUAGAGCCAGCCUUUCUUCCCAGAUUCACUUUUAUAGAAAGCAUUAGUCUGAGUUUGAUUAACUGCCUCUAAGCCUUAGAAGUGGUGUGACUUAGUGUCCAGGAAAGAAUCUGUAAUUUUGACUCUCUGCCUUUGAAGUUAACUGAUAAAGUCCAGCCCAGCCAAAGUGUGGAAGAAAAGAAGCCAUGGAGUCAGGAGCUGUGUCAGUGUGAGGAUAGGGCCUUACCUGAGGAUUGCACAUUGCACCUGGAACAAAAGUUGUAUGAUGUGGAUGAAGCUGGGGCUCCCUUUUCCUGAAGAGUUGAAUCAGUGAUGGGUUUGGGUUGGUGAUUUUUAAAGAAAUGUAUCUUUUAUAUACUAGCAAUCAAUUGAAAUAAAAUAUAAAAACCUACACCUUCAAAGACUCCAUUUCUUCACUUAUCUUUAAAUCUGUCAGGCAUGGAUCUUUAGUAAGUGGACCAAGGAUAUGGUGUGUUCUGGGUUCUACUACGCUCUCCAGUACGAGUGCCAGCAUCUUCCUAGAGGAAAGCUGGAAAGCGACCUAACUGGUAGCCUGGUGAGCUUCCCAGACUUCCUCUCUCUUAGCAACCACUAUAAACCAAAGAUAGUGUUUAUUUUUUAAUUCAUUUCAACAUGGAUUUUCUGAGUACCUAUUUUGCACACAGUUCUCUGCUGUGUCUAUUAAGGGAAUUAAGAGGUAAUGUCUAAGAUGAAGUAUGUUCCCUCGGGGGUAUCACAGUCUCUCUGGGAGAGACAAGACCAACAGUAGCAAUUCAGUGAUGUAGAAUUGCACUGUCACAUGGCUGGGAGCCCUGAACUAGUACUAACUUUGCUUCUGGCAUUUACUUUGUGGGCAGACAAUCUGAUUUCACUUGGCCUCUGAUUUCUCACUUACAAGGCAAAGUUUUCCUCUGUUCUAAAAAAAGAAUUGUUUUUAUAAUAAGCCUAGCCUAGAGUAACCCAAAUAAGGAUAUUCAACUUUAGGACAGUGAAAAUUACUGGUAUUUUGUGUUAUGAAAGACAAUAAAGAGGCAAAGUUUGUUUGAUUAUCAAGCCAUAAGUCUGAUGAAGGUAAAAUUUGAGAGAAAUUGAUCUUUGGUGAUGGUAACCAGUCUAUUCUUUUUCAUGAAACACACACAUAAAAGAGAACUUGAUGUGCUUGAGAAAAGAUACUACAUAGUUAUGAGACACGUAGAGUAUGAUGUAUGAGCAUAAUUGUAGCAUUUUAUGAUGAAAUCACUGAAGGUGUCAAGAAACAAUUUUACAGUCUAACAACUGGACGCUUUGCUCAUGUGAGAUGGUGAAAACAAACAUGGUAUUUAGUAUGAAAAACAUGUAACUACAGCCUGGUUGAAAAUGCAAAUAUCCACUAAAGCACAAUAUACACUCCCUCCCAAGAAUAAGGAGUCCCUAGGAGUCCAAACCUUCCUUAUCACACACCCCCACCCACAACCAGGUUAGUGCUUUAUUGUUCUGAGUUCUGAUCCUUCACAGGUGAGCAUUCACUGAUUUCACUCAAUGAUCUGUGGAAUCCUGUUUCAAAUUCAUAGGACAUUAAGUUCUUAUCAUUAGCUGUAGGAUUUUCAUUAUUCCAAUUUCCACUCAUUUUGCCUAACAAGAAAGAUGUACUAUUAAAUAAUUGCACAAACACUGCUAUAAAGACUAAGAUGCCAUGCUGUGGAGGUUAAAUUGUUGUGACUAUGGCAGUCCAACCUCAUCAGACUAAAGGAAAUUAGUGUCAAUGAAUAAAUGGAUAGUUUGUGAAAAGCAGAACAUGAGCCCUAGGUUGAGCGUCAACCUAGGAUCCAGGCGAUCGGGGUUCA
Miniopterus natalensis is the source of this 3641-nucleotide messenger RNA. It is a transcript of the gene GALM, whose product is annotated as galactose mutarotase. Gene Ontology annotation, molecular function: aldose 1-epimerase activity; carbohydrate binding. Lineage: Eukaryota; Metazoa; Chordata; Mammalia; Chiroptera; Miniopteridae. Gene Ontology annotation, biological process: beta-D-galactose catabolic process via UDP-galactose, Leloir pathway; glucose metabolic process. The record is from RefSeq and is a predicted model, not a curated record.